Messenger RNA from Kwoniella shivajii, 393 nucleotides. RefSeq lists its product as uncharacterized. The record is from RefSeq and is a predicted model, not a curated record. The coding region runs from base 1 to 393 and encodes 130 amino acids. NCBI's taxonomy places the organism in Eukaryota, Fungi, Basidiomycota, Tremellomycetes, Tremellales, Cryptococcaceae. The transcript is spliced from 4 exons.
AUGGCGUCAACUUGGGAUAUCAUAUCUUCUAUUUUAUUCUUGGGGAUUUUCUUAGGAGUAGUAUAUUUCGGCAUCAAGUUCUCGUCUAUAUUGAGCGACUCGACCACAUCUGCUCAAACGUCAUUGAAGUCAAAAGGGGUCACAUACGAACAAGGUAGAUUAUCAUUACAGACUGACUUGGCUGCGCCCUCAAGACAAGAAUAUAUCGCCAACACUCAAGCUGCUUUUGAACGAGGUGGUAGGAUCAUGAAAGCUCACAAAGAUGCUUUCACCUUUAACAAAUCUCAGUCUCAAAAUCAAGAGGAAAACCAACCGAGUCCGUCCACCUCUACCUCCACAACAGGGCUGGAUGGCGACAAGAGAGGGUUUAGAAGAACAAAGAAACUCGCUUAA